Messenger RNA from Cuscuta epithymum, 1084 nucleotides. The record is from the annotation of a GenBank genome assembly. Lineage: Eukaryota; Viridiplantae; Streptophyta; Magnoliopsida; Solanales; Convolvulaceae.
AUCUUGUUUAAUCUCGAACCGAAAAUAGUCCAAAUAAAACAUCAAUCCGUCAAUCCUUCCCUACAAACGUUUCGCCGGAUGAUAAUUCGGCGAUAAAGUUAGCAUCUCACGAGGCUUCGAAGUUCAGCCGUUUAACACCAAAAUGCCUAGUUUUUGCUUUUCUUAUAUUUUUUGCAGGUACUAUUGUGAUUACUGUGACACUUACUUGACUCAUGAUUCUCCUUCAGUAAGAAAACAACACAAUGCUGGAUACAAACACAAGGCAAAUGUAAGGAUUUAUUAUCAAAAGUUUGACGAACAGAUAACACAGGCUUUUAUAGACCAAAGGAUCAAAGAGCGUCUUGGACAGGCAGCAACAUACCAGCAAAUUGGUGCUGCGUAUAAUCAACACCUUGCAGUUUUCCCUGGCCAAGCUCCACGCAUGCCUAUCAUGCCACCUCAUCUGCUUCCUAUUCCUGGAGCUCAAUCUUCUCACUUAGUCCCUGGAGUGAUAUCUCCCAUACUGCCUAGACCUCUUCCUGGUGCUCCAGCUUAUGCAGUUCCUCCGAUGCUCGCACCGGUUCCUGGACAUCCCCCGGGUGCACCACCAUUGCACAUGCAACCGCCUAGCAGUGGUGUGCCAAAUUCAAGUUCUGCCCCACCAGUUCCUGGUGGAGUAGCUUUGACUACUAGUUCAAGCAGUGCUCCAGCUCCUCCCCAAGCAACUUACCCGGCUAUGGCUGACCCCACAAUAAGUGCUGCCCCUGCCACUAACCCUCCUCCAUCAAGUACCUAUACUUUUGCACCAGCUACAGCUUCAGUCUGAGACGAGCAACUAACAUCAUCUCAAAUAUCCUUGGUCAAGUAGCAUCAUUCUUUUUUAAACGAGAAUCUUAGAGCCCAGAUAAUGAUUUUAUAGCAGAAGCGGUCUGUCAUAAAUAGUGAUCGAAUGAUGUUCAAAUUACUCGGAACUUUCGCUUGCAAGUGUUUUAAUUUAUUUUUAAAGUUGGCGAUGAGGAUAACCUGUUUUCUUUUUCAACAUACUAUUAAUUAUGUUGGAGAUUUUUAUGUGGGUUUACCAUUUAAGCACCGUUAGCUCCUCACU